Crotalus tigris (Tiger rattlesnake) is the source of this 3804-nucleotide messenger RNA. RefSeq names its product tRNA selenocysteine 1 associated protein 1 (gene TRNAU1AP). The record is from RefSeq and is a predicted model, not a curated record. Gene Ontology annotation, cellular component: nucleus. Lineage: Eukaryota; Metazoa; Chordata; Lepidosauria; Squamata; Viperidae. The transcript has 13 exons. Gene Ontology annotation, molecular function: tRNA binding. Bases 110 to 988 code for a protein of 292 amino acids. Gene Ontology annotation, biological process: selenocysteine incorporation.
CGAGGAGGGGGCGCGGAAGCGCGGUGAAGCGGCGGCGGCGGGGUUGAGCGGGGCAGGCUUCCCCGUCGCCCGCCCCUUAGCCCGGGCGCCCUGGAGCGGCGAGAGCAGCAUGGCCGCCAGCCUGUGGAUGGGAGACCUGGAGCCCUAUAUGGAUGAGAACUUCAUUUCAAGAGCUUUUGCUACUAUGGGACAACUAGUUUUGAGUGUGAAGAUAAUUCGGAAUAGAUUGACAGGGAUUCCAGCAGGCUAUUGCUUUGUAGAAUUUGCCGAUCUGGCCACAGCAGAGAAAUGUUUACAUAAAAUCAACGGGAAGCCCCUUCCUGGCGCCACCCCUACAAAGCGCUUUAAAUUAAACUAUGCCACAUAUGGGAAGCAGCCUGAUAACAGCCCAGAGUAUUCCCUCUUUGUUGGGGAUCUUUCCCCUGAUGUUGAUGACGGGAUGAUAUAUGAAUUUUUUGUAAAAGUAUACCCAUCAUGUCGGGGUGGAAAAGUGGUCGUGGAUCAGACGGGCGUUUCCAAAGGCUAUGGUUUUGUGAAAUUCUCAGAUGAAUUGGAGCAAAAAAGAGCACUGGUAGAGUGCCAGGGAGCUGUUGGCCUUGGUUCUAAGCCGAUACGCUUGAGCGUUGCCAUACCAAAAGCUAACCGACUGAAGAUGGUGGAGUACAAUCAGAUGUACAAUUAUAACUAUAACCAGUACUACCAGCAAUAUCAGAACUACUAUGCCCAUUGGGGAUAUGAUCAAAACACUGGCAGUUACAGCUACAGCUACCCACAAUAUGGUUACACGCAGAGUACCAUGCAGACAUAUGAAGAAGUGGGUGAAGAUGCAUUAGAAGGCUUCUUUCCGUUGGCAGAUCCAAUGCCCCAGAUGGAUGUGAGUGAAGCUAACAAGCAGUUUAUGGAACAGAGCGAAGAACUCUACGAUGCCUUGAUAGAAUGCCAUUGGCAGCCUUUGGACAGUGCUUCUUCAGAGCUCCAAGCUGUAUAAUUGCCGUGUUGCUGAUAUGCUCCCUCCGAGCCGUGUGCCAGUGGGCCUUGGAUUCCUGCCAAGCGCAUGGAAGUUGCAGCUGCAAACGGACUCACCCCUCUCUCUCCUCCAGAUUCUCAAGUCAAGGAUGCAGAGAACAGCUUUGGGUUCUUCCUGGACUCGUGGAGCAGCAGAUAGUAGCAGAGGGGGAUUGUGGUCACUUAUUUGAGAUGAAAUUAGAACUUGGGGACUUAGUUUUAUUUCUUCUCCCUUCCCACCCUAUUGAUCCUAAGACAACACUUGUUUAUCCUAGCCAAGAAGUUCUAAUUUAUGAACUAAAUAAAAAAAGAUGGGAAAUCUUAAUUCCAACUAUAAUAAAAAAAAAAUUAUCUUUUACACAGUAAGGUGGGGUAUCUGGUGUUCUCCAUAGGGUAAAUGGGAUCAGGAGUCGGUUCAUGGAUUAGUUCCAUGAGCGCUUUCUUUUUAUAUGCUGAAAAAAACUCUGUAGAAAUGAUUUUGAAGCAAAACCACAGUAUGGAAAAAAAAUCUUUGAGAGAGCAGAUGGAAUAACUUGGACAAAUAUUUAGCAGUUUCUGAAAGUGGUCCAAACUGUACAUUUUGAAGCAUGUAGAGGCUACUUCUGUUAAAACAACCAGAUAUUCUAUUUUAAUAUGAAGAGUCUAAAGCGAUCAGAGAAAUUUUAGUUGUGUACUCCAUAGCUGGAUAAUAUCUUUAUUGGGAGCCAUUGAAAGGAUGCAACAGAAUUUCCUAGGACUUCAGAACUCUAUUAGAAAAAAAAGAGCAAAAAAGUCCACAAAUGAGGUCCGGUAUUUCACUCAUGAGUUGCGCUGGUGUGCAAUUCGAAGUCAGUCUUAAUAUGAAGAUAAUGAACUAAAUGCAGUAAUUAUUGACAAAAGUUCCUAGUGUCUGAUUACAGGUGAAUUGGAUUGAGAUGGGCAACUAUAUUGAAUAAAUAAUCUUGUGUUCAAAGAAUAAAAGUUGCUUCCCUCACUUUUGAAUACACAGAUACUGUCCUUUAUAUAUUAUAAGAUGCAGAGAAGGGCGGGGAUUUUGACACUUUGAACAAGUUUUAUAAACUGGCAUUUUUAGUAUCUCUAGAUAGGACUACAGGCCAUAUCAGCCUGAGGUGUUUUGCUUGUUGCUGUACAAGUUGUACAAGUUGUAUUGUUAAUACAACUACACUGCGUUUAUUGUAGUGAGGAUUAAAGGAAAAUUGCUAUAAGCAAAUGAGUGUUAACGUGUGUUAACGUCUCCAGUGGAUGUCCACCUAGUUCAUUUCUGCAGGGAAAGGAAAACGUGAAUAUUUACAACAGGGUUUAUUUCCAGUUCAGAAAUUUAGAGAAAUUUAUGCAAAUCACUAAGUCUUACCAGGUAAGAAUAACCUGUCAAAAUGGUGUACCUAUGAAAUGGAAUAUUCAAGUAAACAUGAAUUGUAUGAUUUUUUUUAAAAAACGUCAGGUAAUAUUGUAUCUGAAAAUCAGAAUACAUGACCUUUCAUGGGAUUGUGGAUAGGCUGUAGAUCUCAAACAUUUGAUCCACAAGCAGAACAUUUGAGAUUUGAUUUGUGUCUAGAUAUAAAGACAAUGGGAUGGGUGGAUGGAACAUGGAAAAAACAUUUUUUUUUAAGUCUACAUAUUCUUUGCACUUUGGUUACAAAUUCUGGUUUUCAUGAACACAAAAUGGCAGCUUUAGGCAACAUAUUAAGUUUAAUAUUUCCUCUAGUUAGAGAUAAUCCUCACACCCACAAGUAUGGCUAUAUAUACUAAGGAGGCAUACAUAUUUUGAAUAGGUCCCUAGCAUGUAUAAGAUACCAGGAAUCCAUUGAAUUGGCAGUGCAGGAAUUUUGUACCUCAUUUUCAGCAAGGGAUGGUUGAAAUGUCUUGCUAAAAGUCUAAUUUUUCUGUUUGCAGAAAAAGGCAACAAACUCUUAUUUCCAAGCCAUUUGGUCAAAUAUUUUACAGCUCUUUUGUUUGUGCCUUCCCAGUUGGAACAAGCUGGGUUGUUCUCUCUUUAAUUUCAACGUUAAUAAUCUAUUGUUCAAAAUAAGCCUAUCCAUUUUUUCCUCUUGUUCAUUCGUUUGAUAUAAUAAAAUCUUUUCAUAAGAACUUGAAUGUAUGUGCGCCCUGUUGACCUGACGUGGAUUUGGAGAAACUACAUUUCCCAAGAGCCCUUUCAGGACUCUCUUUUUUUUUUUAAAGGAGCCAAUCGAAUUAGACGUUAACAGGCGCUAUAAAAGGCGACGUCGGCGAGUCCCCCGUUCUUUCCGUGCUCGGCGACCUAGAGGCAGGUUAGCGGGGCUUCUUUUUCGUAGCGGGGCGAAACGUCUCCAUCCAUCGCCAUCCUCUUAAUUAAUUCGAAGCGAUUCCUGUUUGGCGGCUUAAUUUCAUACUUUCAGCAGGAAAGGAAAUGAGGUGGACUGCUGCUUUGGAGCUGGACAUGGCUGUUCAUAAAAGCCUCUCCCAACUUGACUUACCGUCUGGAAGUUCUCGAUGAUUGGAAAAGAUGCCAUUAUCCUCAUUUCCCUUGUAACCGUCAAAGCUAGUAGCUCAGCCUGCAAGGAGAACAGGACAAUGUGGUGACCUUCCAUUUUUCUUCUGGAGAAGGACUUCUGGUGGAGUGGACGGCUCAGCAAAUGAUAGCAAUGUCUUCAGAGAUUUCCUUGGAAUUUGCUAUAGGCCUGCUGAUAAAGCCAAGGGCUUGCUGAAGAUAGGAAAAAACUCCACAAAAAUUUCUGAAAUUUCUUGGAACAGCUUUCUGAUAAUAGUUGUCUUUUUUGUAAUUGUAUGGAAUUAAAAGGAUUGUGUCUUUUUUCCCCA